This is a messenger RNA of Juglans microcarpa x Juglans regia, 684 nucleotides long. RefSeq lists its product as uncharacterized. NCBI's taxonomy places the organism in Eukaryota, Viridiplantae, Streptophyta, Magnoliopsida, Fagales, Juglandaceae. The coding region runs from base 1 to 684 and encodes 227 amino acids. The transcript has a single exon. Gene Ontology annotation, molecular function: nucleic acid binding; RNA-DNA hybrid ribonuclease activity. The record is from RefSeq and is a predicted model, not a curated record.
AUGCAACAUAAUGAACUUACGGAGGUGGCCAUGAUUACUCGACUACGAUGGUCUAGGAGGAAAGAUUUUAUUCAUGGUAAAGGAUUCAUUCACCCUAACCUACUCAUCAGUAAAGCCAGAAAAGAAUUAGAACUUUAUACCAACUUACAGAAUACGCAACCUCCAAGCUUAGACAGGGUCAAUGAUACGAACUCUUCUUCAUGGUUGAGACCUUCUGAAGGGACCUACAAGUUGAAUUGGGAUGCAUCUAUUAAUGUAGUAGAGGGAUUAGUUGGUGUUGGUGCAAUUCCAAGAGACUGUACUGGUCAGGUCAUUGGUACCCUCAGAGCUAAAAGAAAUCUAAAAGCAAAUUCCUUUAAUGGUGAAACCUAUGCUAUGAUGCUUGGUGUUCUUUUCUGCAAGGAAAUAGGUGUUACAAUGUUCGCCCUUGAGGGUGAUGCCUUGUCGGUGGUAAACAUUUGGAAAGAGCCGAAAUCUUAUUGGAGUUAUGAAGGCUUAUUGAUUAAGGAUGCAAGGCAAGUGCUGGAUUCCUUUGCAGUUUGGACUGUUAACCAUACCAAGCGAGAGGCAAAUAAGGCAACUCGCAUUGUAGCAAAAAAUGCUCUUCAUCUUGCUGAAGACUUGUAUGAUUUAGAAGAUAUUCCAAAUUGUAUUAGGCAAAUUGUAAUCAGUGAUAUGAUGUAA